UAAUCCUCCUCCAAAAGAAGCUUCAGAGUAUAUCAGGUGCAAUUAUUUUCUAUAAUUGCGUCUCCUUGAUAUUAAUCCUCCUCCAAACUUACUUAUUUAGCAAUUAUUUUCUAUAAUUGUGGAGAGUUACCAUACAUGAAUCCUCCUCGAUUAGGGGUAUGUUACAAAGACAAUUUUAAGUUAGGGACCAAGACUAUAGUUUUCCCCUUGAUCGCGAGCAAAAACCGAAGGUCACGCGACACCUCCUCCGGCAUUUUACCAAGCCUGCCGCUCAAAUUGAAUCCGCAAAAACCAAAACGGUCCCUCUACAAAACUGGUGGCAUAACCGUAAAUACAUACCGACCCCAGCGUCAUUUUCGUACUCUGACGUCCGUAUAAAUCUCCGCCCCAGCAAACGGAGCAAAGGUUCGCCGAAUACGCCGGCUAUUUUCUCGAAAAACAAAAUAACAACAAGAAGAAAAUCCCGCCAUUUUUCCUCCGGCGAUCAGGCGCUCCUAGGGCUUCAAAAUUCAAGGAGACCGGAGCUUCUCUCGAUCCGAUAUCGGGUUCGGGUCGAGGAACGAAGGAGAAUGGAGGGCAGGGUUUGAUCGAUUCAUGGGGAAUUGCCUCCUAAAGCCUAAUCACCUUGUAUUUGGAAAAGCUAUUGCACGAUCCAGGACACCCACAAAGAAAAUUACACAGGAGAGCUCCAAUAAGGAAAAUGUGGCAAUAAGCACUGGUAUUGGGAGUACACCGGUGAGUAGCAGUAUCAUAAGUGCCCCGGCGACGAGUGCUAUUCAAAGUACGUCAGUGACAGGAAAUUUUGUAACUGCAGUGGAGAAUCCCAAAGAUAUGGAGGAUUUGCAACAGAUUUGUAAAUUUAAAAAUUGCACCGAAUUUUCAUACAAAGAGUUGACAGUGGCCACAGAUUGUUUCCGGCCAGAUUUAAUUCUUGGUGAGGGUGGAUUCGGGCUUGUCUUUAAGGGUGUUAUAGAUGAAAAUGUAAGGCCAGGUUUUAAGUCAACCAAAGUUGCCGUUAAAGAGCUCAACCCAGAUGGCUACCAGGGAGACAGGGAAUGGCUGGCAGAAGUGAACUAUCUUGGGCAGUUUAGUCAUUCCAAUCUCGUCAAACUUAUUGGCUAUUGCCAUGAGGAUAAGCACAGGUUGUUGGUUUAUGAGUACAUGGCCAGUGGGAGCCUAGAAACACACCUUUUUAGACGACAUAAUACACUGACAUGGCCUAUAAGGAUGAAGAUUGCAUUAGAUGCAGCAAAAGGGCUUGCUUUUCUUCAUGGUGCAGAAAGACCUGUUAUCUACCGUGAUUUCAAGACUUCAAAUAUCUUGCUGGAUGGGGAUUUUAAUGCAAAGCUUUCAGACUUUGGCCUUGCAAAGGAAGGUCCCAUGGGUGAUGCAACACAUGUUUCUACAAGGGUCAUGGGUACCUAUGGAUAUGCUGCUCCUGAGUAUAUAAUGACAGGACAUCUGACUGCUAAAAGCGAUGUCUAUGGCUUUGGAGUCGUGCUUCUUGAGAUUUUGGUUGGAAAAAGAGCACUAGACAAACGAAGGCCAAACCAUGAACAUAAUCUCGUUGAUUGGUCUCGACCUCUCUUGAUCCGAACCACAAAACUUUUGAAGAUCAUAGAUCCAAAAAUGCGGGGUCAAUACUCAAGUAGAACUGCAGGCAAAAUAGGCAACUUGGCGCACCGAUGCCUCAGUGAGAACCCAAAGAUUAGACCUACAAUGAAGGAAGUCGUCGAGUCCUUAGAGGCCUAUAAUCAAGAAGAGAUGCUGUAUCAAAGCAUGAAAGCUGCUGGCCUUCUUCAAGAAGAUUCUGAAGAAGCAUUUAAUAGUCCUUCUAAGGCAGAGAGUGGACCUAUAGAAACUCUAGCUAAUGGAAGGAGAAGAAUGAAACAAGGAAAUGCAAGAAGCAGGAGCGAUCCUCCCCCUAAGGAAUUUGAUCAUCGACUAAGCGCCUCGUUGGAUUCUGACGGACCAAAUACACGUUCGAGAAUUUACGAUAGGAGCAUGAACAUUCAAUUGCCAUUGACAAUUAUAAGGCAGAUAAAUGCUGCAGAUCGAAUGGAAAUAAAAUGCAAAACCUAAUCCUGAUUGGCAAAAUAAAAGGU
This is a messenger RNA of Asparagus officinalis (garden asparagus), 2105 nucleotides long. Its product is annotated as probable serine/threonine-protein kinase PBL17. Gene Ontology annotation, molecular function: protein kinase activity; ATP binding. Lineage: Eukaryota; Viridiplantae; Streptophyta; Magnoliopsida; Asparagales; Asparagaceae. The transcript is spliced from 8 exons. The record is from RefSeq and is a predicted model, not a curated record. Gene Ontology annotation, biological process: protein phosphorylation. The coding region runs from base 595 to 2082 and encodes 495 amino acids.